Messenger RNA from Gasterosteus aculeatus aculeatus (three-spined stickleback), 1188 nucleotides. RefSeq lists its product as uncharacterized. Lineage: Eukaryota; Metazoa; Chordata; Actinopteri; Perciformes; Gasterosteidae. The record is from RefSeq and is a predicted model, not a curated record.
UGCCGAGGCAAGUCAUGGCAGGUGCAAUCGUUCUCAUAUCUGUGGAUACUGGACUACAAAAACCAUAAAGACAGGACGAAAGUGGACAAAGGAAGAGGCCGGUUUUGGAUUCAGACGAUCACCAUGGUGAGCCACAGCCCGGCGCGCGUUGUGCUCAUGUUCGUUGGAUUGUCGGCCUUCUUAGUCUCCAUCACGCUCAACUCUCUGUCGGGAUUUGGUGCUAAAUCAGGUGUUUUCAAGCAGAGCACGGAGGACGUGACGCUCAAGUACACGACACCCAUCACUCCCGCCCAGUGGGCUCUGUUUGUUUGGGAUUUCAUCUUUUUUUGGGUUUUCGGCAUGUUUUUAUACUUUUUAGUGGGACUCUGUCGAAGGAGGGCUUACAACUGGAUGUACACCACGCCUGCAGUGCUGCCCUACGGGUUUCACGUCUCUUUCAUCAUCAAUAUUUGCUUGAACAUUACAUGGCUGUUUCUGUUUGACAGAGAGUUGUUGCUGCCAGCGCUGAUCGUCUCCACACUAAUGACGCUCACGGAUUAUAUGAUCCUAUUCUUCUCCUGUCAUGGACUGAAGGUCUAUGGAGCGUGGUUACACAAAUAUUACAAUGCAGACUUCUGGGUCAUCAGAAUAUUGGUGCAGAACGGAGUAGCAGUGUAUGCGACGUGGGGGACCCUCUCCACGCUGCUCAGCCUGACCACGUACUUGCAGCAUCAGACGGAGACCUUGAGGUGUGACUGUGCGAUGCUGUCGCUGCUGCUGCUCCUGAUGGAGCUGUUGGCCUGGUUUCUGUUAGAGAACUUCUACCUCGACGAGCACGUGCGUUACAUUGUGACCAUCUACCCCGUUGUGAUCCUGUGGUUGACCGGCAUCCUGAGCAAUUCGGACUACCCUGAAAGUCCGGUUUACAUAUUUGCAGCUUUCAUCUUGGCGAUUUCCUGCAUGGUCUUCGUGGCACGUGUUGCCAUGGUAACAUGGAGGCAUCACAAACAGCCGCUAUACAGCGACAGUAGACCCAGUCUGUCACCAGUGGAAAUAGCCUUAACACAGAGUAAGCUCUUUCUAUGAAUAUGAGUUAGUACUGACAAUGUAAGGAGAGAUACAAAAACUCUGCGUUGAUACAUGAAAAAUGUAAAAUAAUAAAACACUAAUGCACAUCCCAUAAAAUAAAGAACUUCUUCAACAAAUUAA